Messenger RNA from Cadophora gregata, 873 nucleotides. RefSeq lists its product as uncharacterized. Gene Ontology annotation, cellular component: mitochondrial inner membrane; mitochondrion. The record is from RefSeq and is a predicted model, not a curated record. Bases 1 to 873 code for a protein of 290 amino acids. The transcript is spliced from 2 exons. NCBI's taxonomy places the organism in Eukaryota, Fungi, Ascomycota, Leotiomycetes, Helotiales, Ploettnerulaceae. Gene Ontology annotation, biological process: protein insertion into mitochondrial inner membrane from matrix.
AUGACGCAUCUGAUCUCAUUUCGGCAGCCACUGCCAGUUUUCCGAGCUCCACGGCUCCCCUCCUUUUUUACACGGCGACAGUGCUUCUCCCAAUCCUCAAUUACCCACUACCAAGACCGGUCAAUACAAGCCCAGCGUCCCCGUCAAGCCCCGGAUCGUAGUAUGAGAGUCGCGUCAAAGGAACUGCAGCAGUACCCUUCUGAUGUUGGCCUUCUCGACUAUACCUUCGUAACUCCCAGUGGCAGCAAUGCACCGCGCCUAUUCGAUUCUCCGUCCUCAUUUGCAAAACUUCGAUGGGAACAUGUCAAAUCCCGCCUCCGAGACCGAGUGUCCUUACUAGUCUUGUGGUUUGCCUCGCCCCCGAAAAAGAGCUUUUUUAAGCGCGCCUUGAAACUAUCUCGUUCGAAAGUUACUCCGACAGCUGUCGCACUCCACAGGCAAAUGUAUACAAGCUUUGCCGAGGGAGAUGUUACUACUUUGCAAGCACUGUGCGCGGAUGGAAUAUUUGACAGCUUUCGAAAUCGGAUAGGCAAUAGGCAACGGGGCGAGAAGGUGGUUUGGGAGCUGGUGAAAUACAACAAGGGGCCAAAACUGGUUUCUUACAGAGCUGCCAGGUAUCCAACAGAUGGCGGCGCUAUUAGACAAGCCGUUGUUCGGAUCUCCUCGACACAGAAAUUAACGAGGUGGAUCCAAGGAAAGGGUGGUGUGUUGGAACUGGUACCAGGAUCCGGAAAAGAAAAGGACGUUGAGGAGUACAUGGUGGUUCAGAAGACGAUACACGACUGGAAGGAGGGCGACUGGCAGGUUUGGGGGACAACUUCGGAGACUACGAUAAAAGAUCUCAAGGAGUGGGAGAGGAGGAAGAGUGAAUGA